CUGGACGCCUGCCUUUUCACCGUCAACCGCAACGCCUCUCCUCUUCUCCCCAGCGCCUCCUCGGCCCCAAGCCAAUUCAACUCUCUUUCAUAUUACCCAUGGCGGCAAAGGCUGCAAAGGCUUCUUUUGUUAGGCUGCUCAUACCGGCUGGCAAGGCGGCCCCAACACCGCCUGUUGGACCUGCUCUAGGUGCAAGAGGUGUCAAGUCUAUGGAUUUUUGCAAGGAGUUCAACGCCAGGACAGCACAUAUUGAAGCAGGUGUUCCUAUACCAACCGCUAUCAACGUCAAUGCGGACAGGACGUUCACAUUCCAAACAAAAACCCCGCCAACGGCGUUCUUCCUCAAGAGGAUCGUCGGCAUUGACAAGGGCAACGGGAAGCAUGAUCAGCCCAUCGGAACGAUCAGUCUCAAGCAUGUAUAUGAGAUUGCAAAAAUCAAGGCAACUGACGAACAUAUGGCGAACAUAUCCCUAGAAGCCAUCGCAAAAACUGUCAUCGCGACCGCCAAGAACAACUCAGUUGCCGUCAUACCAUAGGUUUAACUUCGUGGAAUAAGGCAGCUGUAGGAUUAAGGAUCAGAGCAUGUGUUGCUGUACAUCGUUGGCAUCAACGGCCGAUACGCUGCCUUCUUUCCCGACAUCCGAGUCAAAUUUGCGAUUGGCUAUUGGAACAGGCAAACGGCGAAAUGUCGAUGAAAAGGGAAGACUUCCUCGUCAAUUGCGACACUCUGGAGUGUACCGGCGACAUGUAGAACGAGAAGAGUGCCGGAGGGCCUGUAAUUUCACUUCCUUCUUUGGGUUUCCGUGCACGCUUUCUUCACUGAGCGGCUGAAUGCUUCGCAAGUGCAUAUUUAUCCUCCGCUGGCAACACACCUGGGCCUAAGGUGUUUCAGCUCCGACCCGGUCUCAUGGAUGUCCGUGUGUCAACGUCAUGUCGGUUCUCUAACCUUCUUUCAGAGAACGAAAACGGAAGAUCUUUCCCGACUGCCCUGCAGGAACGCCGACUACGUAGCGACAUUGGCUGCCCCUCCGCGGUGCAAGCAAUAGGGCCAACCCUUGCCGAUGCGAUCCUCUUGUUGAGAUUGCUAACCAAUUAUGACGGUACACCUGGUUUACAACGCGACUAUACAAAUCACUACCAUAAGACUAGAGCACGCGCAUUUCCCUUUACCAGACACGAGGCAGCGGCGCGUUAUGUCGUUCGACGUCUUGCUCAGACCAGUAUGUGCUGGCGGUCGCCACUGGGCAGAGGUACCACCCGCUUUUCAUCCGGAGGUUCUACCUCACUGAGCACG
Dacryopinax primogenitus is the source of this 1294-nucleotide messenger RNA. RefSeq names its product ribosomal protein L11. Gene Ontology annotation, cellular component: ribosome; mitochondrial large ribosomal subunit. The coding region runs from base 99 to 536 and encodes 145 amino acids. The record is from RefSeq and is a predicted model, not a curated record. Lineage: Eukaryota; Fungi; Basidiomycota; Dacrymycetes; Dacrymycetales; Dacrymycetaceae. Gene Ontology annotation, biological process: translation. The transcript is spliced from 3 exons. Gene Ontology annotation, molecular function: large ribosomal subunit rRNA binding; structural constituent of ribosome.